AUGGAGAACCUGACGCCCGCGCACCACGCGGCCGCCGGCGCGCUCGCCGGCGUCGUGGAGAUCUCGUGCUCCCAGCCCACCAUCACGAUCAAGAACGCCCUCCAGGACGGCCGCACGCCCACGAUGACGCCGCGCGCCCUCUACACGGGCUGGGGCGCCGGCGCCGCCUCCAUCGCCCCCAUCACCGCCGUCCAGUUUGGGGCGAACCGCUUCUACGGCGGUCUGGCCCGCGACGCCGGGCUGUCGGACAACGUCGCGACGCGCAUGUCGACGGCUGCGCUCGCGGGCAUCACCUCCGGCGCCGUCGCGGGCCCGUUCGAGGCCGUGGUCAUCCAGCAGCAGAAGGUGGGCGGCGGCAUCCUGGAAACGGCCAAGAGGCUGGUCAACGAGCGCGGCGUGUCGCGCGGGCUCUUCCGCGGCAUCUCCAUGACGUGCGUGCGCGAGGGCCUCUACACCAUGGGCUACCUCGGCAUCGCGCCGGCCAUCAAGGACGCGCUGCUGGAGCAGGGGUGGAGCGAGUCGUCGGCGUUCGGGACGUCCGCGGUGACGGGCGGGCUGAUCGCGUGCGUGCUCACGCACCCGUCGGACACCAUCAAGACGCGGAUGCAGGCCAACAUGGACGUCGAGGAGAAGCCGCAGUACCGCAGCAGUCUGUCCACCAUGCGUCACGUGCUCGGCGAGGGCGGGCUCGCGGGGUUCUUCUCCGGGGCCGCGCCCCGCGCGCUGCGCCUCGUCGGCGCGGUGUUCAUCCUCAACAUGAGCAAGGAGAAGAUCAUGGAGGGCAUGGUCGCGGCGGGGAUGGGGGACAAGGCCGGGGAGGGCGGCGCGCAGCCCGUGGCGGCGGUGGCGGCGGACCGCGCGUGA
Messenger RNA from Pedinophyceae sp. YPF-701, 864 nucleotides. Lineage: Eukaryota; Viridiplantae; Chlorophyta; Pedinophyceae. The record is from the annotation of a GenBank genome assembly.